Penaeus vannamei (Pacific white shrimp) is the source of this 2161-nucleotide messenger RNA. RefSeq lists its product as uncharacterized. Gene Ontology annotation, biological process: actin filament organization. The record is from RefSeq and is a predicted model, not a curated record. NCBI's taxonomy places the organism in Eukaryota, Metazoa, Arthropoda, Malacostraca, Decapoda, Penaeidae.
CGGGCCUCGCAGUCUUACCUGGCCCACCCGCUGUACCGAGACCAAGCGCCUGCAUUUUUUUUUUUUUUUUUGUCUCACUGCACGACUGACAACUCUUGUGUGUUCUCUGUCUCUUGGUUGGAGAUGUGACUGGCCGUGAGUGCAGUGAGGCGGACUUCUUUGGAGGAUGUGUGGUAUUUUCCGUUUCGUGAGAGGGGACAAAACGAUGUGAAAAUACGUGUUAUGUGAUACUGUGUUCGUGGCUCCGAGGGACUGCGAGGCACUUCACUAGAAUGCUUGUUAGUGCGAACAAGUGAAGUAAUACCACAUCCUUCUAAUGAAAAAGAUAAAUAGAAUAAUUUCUUUCAUCAAUACAUUCGUAAUGAAAUACACAUAAAAGGAAAAGCCUCUCCACGAAUAAUCAUAGCCAUCGAAUCGGACACGUGAUGCGAAAGCCUGACGUUCCACGGCGUAAGAUCGGUACCAGGAAGAGCGAGCAAGGCGCAAGGGCUUCUGAAGAGCAAGACCUUUCCAAGAACGGCUGACACGAUGUCAAGGAGGCUAAGGAGAAGGUUCCAGAUCGACUUCAGGAGCAGCAAGGGCAAAAGGCCGAGGAUAAGGAAGGACAUGAUAGGCGAACCCACGAACUUCCAGCACAUUAGUCAUGGCGGAGACCUAGAUGGCAGCGGAGGAAGCGGGUCAGAUGGACAGCUCAAGAACCAGCUCAUUCUGGUGGAUUUGGCCCAGAAACGGAGAUCCAUAGAGGAAGCCAAGAUGCUGAAUUGCAUGAGCGACGAAGCUUCACUACCCGCGUCGCAAGCAGUCGCUGAAGACGCCAGUCGCGCCCGCCAGCUCGGGGCUCGAGAGACUCCACAAAGAGACGACGGCGCCGGCCAACAGCAGCAGCAGCAGGACGACGCUCCCGACGGCUUCUCGCCUCACAAGGAACCCACAGAGAGCCACUCCCUCCCCCUCCCCUCCGCAGGUGUCGAGAAAUCUCAGAAGCCGAGAAGGAGCCUCAGACUGAAGAAGAAAAAAAAGAUCAGGGAUGACAUGAUCGGCCUUCCAUACAACUUCCAACAUGUCAGUCAUGCAGGGUUCGACAGGGAUAACAAUUUCUCUCAGUUUAACAUAGAGAAGCAAGUUGAGGAUCAAAUAAGGGAGCUGUUUAAAGAGAUCGGCUUGACCAAAACCCAGAUGUCCCGACCUCGGACGCGGGAGUUCGUGUACAACCUGCUGGAGCGCCACGGGGUCCUUCAGGAGGCCAUGAGAGAGUCGCAGCUCCUCUCCUCGCAGAAACGACUCUCAGGUCAAAGUGCCGAGGUCGUGUCUGUUGGAGGUCAGCCUGGAAAGAGCUUGGAGAAUGAGGAGAGCGAAAAGGGUGUAAGUCUGGUCAGCGAAGGUCAUGAAUAUACUGGCUCGGGUCAUGAGGACGAGGCCAUGCUAGUGGCGUCUCUGAACCUGUCGGAUAUGGAAGCCCAGUCGUCUCCCCAGCGGGCCGCGCCUCAAGACCAAAGUCAAGAACCUGUUAAAAAAUACCGUCACAGGGCCGCUAAACGCCAGGCUCCCAGGCCACCUUCACAGGGCGGAGACGCCGUGCCUGUCGCGCCGCCUGAAAAGGUCAGCCAGACCGCCGCCCCCGACAUGAGGGUCUCGAGGGUGAGCCCCGACGCCGCGUCUGGCGGAGAGGCCCCCUACAACCCAGCCGCUGAUAAGAAGGUCAUACACUGUAUCGUCUCCGAAGGGCCGGUCGUACACACCGUCACCUCUUAUGUUAUCAGCUCAGCGUGUUCCGCAGGCGAGACUCAAGGGAGCUCUUCAACCUCUCCACAAGAUAACGACUCCUCUGUUAUCAGUAUCGAACGCGCACCCACUCCCCCGCCGCCGCGAAAGCCCCUCUCGCCCUGACUGCCGCCGCUGCAGGCUCCAUGCGGGGGAAUCGGGUCCUUUACUAUGGCUGUCACGCAAAGCACACGCGAGGGGCAGCGGUGGCACACACACACUGCUGCACACAUGUAUCUCCUUAAGUGAGUGUGUACUGUUUAAGCAAACCAAGAUAGAAAUAUAGAGUUGACGCAAAUAUUGUGAUUAUUGUAUAAAGUUUUGCCGGAGAGGAUUAUCGGUUUAUUUUAAUUCUGUCCAGGGGAAUGAAUUCCGAGAAAAUAAUAAAAGAUAAUAACCA